Molecule: messenger RNA, 1933 nt
Organism: Dictyostelium purpureum
Lineage: Eukaryota; Evosea; Eumycetozoa; Dictyosteliales; Dictyosteliaceae
Exons: 2
Coding region: 11-1801 (596 amino acids)
Biological process (GO): actin filament depolymerization; positive regulation of actin filament depolymerization
Cellular component (GO): cortical actin cytoskeleton
Molecular function (GO): actin filament binding
Source: RefSeq, a predicted model, not a curated record
AUUAUAUAAAAUGUCAGCUACUUUAAGAAAUAUUAUUGCCCCAACACCAGCUACUACUCGUGGUAAAUCGGUUGUUGUUAAUGGUGACCCAAAGGGUAUUAAUGUCCUCUAUGCCUCAGGUAAUGGUAUUGUUAUUAGAAAUAUGAAAGAUCCAUUAGUUGCCGAUAUUUAUUACGAACAUCCAGCUCAAACUACUGUUGCCAAAUAUGCACCAUCAGGUUUUUAUAUUGCUAGUGGUGAUGUUCAAGGUAAUCUUCGUAUCUGGGAUACUACUCAAAAAGAACAUUUACCAAAAAUUGUUAUUAAAGCUAUCAGUGGUCCAAUUAAUGAUAUUGCUUGGACUUCAGAUUCACAACGUUUAGUUGUUGUUGGUGAUGGUAAAGAGAAAUUUGGUGUUGCUCUUCUUUGGGAUUCAGGUUCAACAUGUGGUGAAAUUACUGGCUCAAGCAAACAAAUUCUUUCAUGUGAUGUUAAAUCAACAAGACCAAUUAGAGCUGUUACUGGUAGUGAAGAUUUCUCAGUUAAUUGGUUCGAAGCUGUUCCAUUCAAAUUCAAAAAAGAAAUGUCAAAUAAAGAAUUUACCCGUUUCGUUAACUGUGUUAGAUUCUCACCAAAUGGCGAAAAGGUUGUUUGUGUCAGUUCAGAUAAAAAAGGUAUUGUUUAUGAUGGUAAAGAUGGCAACAAACUUAUCGAACUCGAAUCUAGCCACACUGGUGGUAUCUACAGUUGUAGUUGGUCAGAAGAUAACAAUCGUAUUUUAACUGCCUCUGCUGAUAAGACCUGCAAAAUUUGGGAUUCAACUACUGGUAAAUGUGAAAAAACCUUUACUUUUGGAAGUGAUACAAAUGAUCAACAAUUAGGUUGUUUAUGGCAAGGUGAUUCAUUAAUUUCAGUUAACUUAAAUGGUGAUAUGACUUAUUUAGAUAUCAACAAUCCAUCACAACCAUUAAAAGUUGUUAAAGGUCACAACAAAUUAGUAAGUGCCAUUUCUUAUGAUAAGACCACUAAAACUCUUUUCUCUGCUGCCUGUGAUUCUACUUUUGCUCUCUUACAAUGGGAUCUUACUACUGGUGUUGCCACUAACUUUUCUGGUCCAGCCCACAAAAAUCAAAUUACCCACAUCAAAGUCAAUGGUGAUCAACUUAUUACUUGUGCUAUGGAUGACAGUGUUAAAAUCUCAAGUAUCUCAAAGAAAACUUUUGGUGAAAGUAUUGCUAUCGACAGUCCAGCUCAAGGUGUAGCUUUCAGUGGUGAGACUGUUGUUGCUGUUUCAAUGAAAUCAAUUUAUGUCAUCAAAGGUGGUAAAGUCGUUUCAACUACUCCAGCUCCAUACGAAUCAUCAGCUGUUGCUAUUAAUGGUAACGAAGUUGCUGUUGGUGGUAAAGAUAACAAGAUUCACAUUUACAACCUCAAUGGUAACAAUCUUACUGCUGCCCACACUUUAGAUAACCAUCGUGGUGCCAUCACUGACCUUUCAUAUUCACCAAAUGGUAAAUUAGCUUCAUCUUGCUCAAAUCGUCAAGUUAUUGUUUGGGAUGGUAAGAGCCCAUUAACCACCGGUUGGGUUAACCACAGUGCUAAAGUCAAUGCUUUAUCAUGGACCUCAGAUUCUAAAUAUGUUGCCUCAGGUGCUCUCGAUUCACAAAUUUACAUUUGGAAUGUUGAAAAACCAAAUAGCUCACCAAUUCAAAUUAAAAACUCACACUUAGGUGGUGUUAACGAUGUUGUAUUUGUUGAAGACAACCUUAUUGCUUCAGCUGGUAAUGAUGGUGCCAUUAAAUUCUUUAAUAUUACUUAUUAAAAAUAAUUUUUAAAAAAAAAAAAAUUAAUCAUCAUCAAACAAUACUAUUUAAAUAAUAUAUAAAUAAAAAAUUGUAUAAUUAAUAAAAAAAUUUAUUAUUAUUAUUUAUUAUAAUAAUAAAUAUAACCAAAC